CUACGAGUACGAGGACGAAGCGCGAAAGAGGCGAGGGGUGUAAGUCAGGUGUGCAUCAUUCUCUGGCGGUAGAGUUAUUUCGAGUAAAUUACCAUCGUCAUUCCAAGUGCAUCGUCGUCAAUAGUCGAGCCCGGUAGCUCGUGGAAUAUCCGGUUCCGUCACGGCGCCGCGACGCAUGUAAAGAGGAGCUGCGGCCAAAACGAUCGCGAAACGGCGAGGCGAGAAGAGGAGACGCGCGACGCGCGAGCGUUACUUGAACUGAACCCGGCUUCGUAACUGACCGACCGUCGUCCCGAUCGAUUCUCUUCGUCGACGCGACGCCUCUCGAGGCCUCUCAUCGUCCAUCCGCUCGCCUCGCAAUGGAAGCCCUGAUACCUGUAAUAAAUAAGCUGCAGGACGUGUUCAACACUGUCGGCGCUACCGUGCUGCAGCUGCCACAGAUCGUCGUGCUGGGCACGCAGAGUUCGGGAAAGUCAUCUGUAAUAGAAAGCUUAGUGGGUCGUUCUUUUCUGCCACGAGGGACUGGUAUUGUUACACGACGUCCAUUAAUACUGCAACUUGUAUAUACACCGAAAGAUGAUCGAGAGCACAGAAACGCGGAAAAUGGCACCCUGAACUUGGAGGAAUGGGGAAUGUUUUUGCACACAAAGAAUAAGAUUUACAAGGACUUCAACGAUAUUCGUAUGGAGAUCGAGGCUGAAACUGACAGAAUGGCUGGAGGGAACAAAGGGAUUUGUCCAGAACCAAUUAACCUUAAGAUAUAUUCAACAUCUGUUGUUAAUCUAACACUCAUAGACUUACCUGGUAUCACAAAAGUGCCAGUGGGUGAUCAGCCGGAGGAUAUUGAGGCUCAGAUACGUGAGCUUGUAUUGAAGUACAUAUGUAGUCCUAACUCAAUAAUCUUAGCAGUUGUCACUGCCAAUACCGACAUGGCUACAAGUGAGAGUUUGAAGCUUAGUAAGGACGUCGAUCCAGACGGCAGACGAACAUUGGCAGUUGUUACAAAAUUGGAUCUUAUGGAUGCUGGAACUGAUGCCAUAGAUAUUCUAUGUGGCAGAGUUAUCCCAGUAAAACUGGGUAUUAUAGGUGUAGUUAAUCGUUCUCAACAAGAUAUAAUGAAUAACAAAAGUAUUCAGGAAGCAUUGAAGGAUGAGGCCACAUUCUUGCAACGUAAAUAUCCAACAUUGGCUAACAGAAACGGCACUCCUUACUUAGCAAAAACGCUUAAUCGUUUACUUAUGCAACAUAUUAGGGAUUGUUUGCCGGAGUUGAAGAACAGAGUGAAUACGAUGAUAGCGCAGUAUCAAACCCUGCUCAAUUCCUAUGGCGGCGAUGUCGAGGACAAAAGUCAAACCUUGCUGCAGAUCAUCACAAAAUUUGCGAACAGCUAUUGUUGUACGAUAGAAGGGACAGCGAGAAACAUAGAAACUACUGAACUAUGCGGUGGCGCUCGCAUUUGCUACAUAUUUCAUGAGACAUUUGGCAAAACGCUCGAUUCGAUUAAUCCACUGGCGGACCUUAGUAAAGUGGAUAUAUUGACCGCUAUACGCAAUGCAACUGGUCCGAGACCAGCUCUCUUUGUACCGGAAGUUUCCUUUGAACUACUAGUUAAACGGCAAAUACGAAAGUUGGAAGAUCCUUCGUUACGGUGUGUUGAACUCGUGCAUGAAGAAAUGCAAAGUAUAAUACAACAUUGUGGUACUGAAGUGCAACAAGAAAUGCUGCGUUUCCCUAAACUGCAUGAACGUAUCGUCGAUGUUGUUACACAAUUGCUACGUAGACGACUCCCACAUACUAAUGCAAUGGUAGAAAACUUGGUUGCGAUAGAAUUGGCAUACAUUAACACUAAGCAUCCUGACUUUCACAAGGAUGCAGCAUUUGUGUCGUCUUUAUUGAAGGAUGCUGAUGUAGAUCAUCUGAAGCACAACAAACGGUUAACUUCAGCAUCCAGCACUAUAAUUACUAAUGACACAGGUGUGUACUCAAAUUUUGCAAAAGAAUUCUCUGAAAAUUCCCGGUUUUUCCAGGAAUUUUAUUCAAAAUUUCAGAGUGUAAAAUCAGUCAAUAAUCAAGACGAGAUGAACUCUGUUUCCAAUCAGACUAAGGAACAACAAGGACAGCAAAAUCACUGGCUGCUAAGUAAUUUGCUACUCCAAGGAAGAACAGAUUCUACUAGUUCCGCGGAUGGCUCUCCGGUCAGAAUGCGUGAAAACAAUACACAUCCAGCGAUCGAACUACAGAAAGCAUCCCCGCAACAAAAACCAGUAAAUCUGCUUCCUGCUGUACCAAUACAAACGUCACGAAAACUUAGCGAUCGCGAGCAACGGGAUUGUGAUAUUAUCGAAAGACUCAUAAGGUCAUAUUUUUAUAUUGUACGAAAGUCCAUUCAGGAUAGUGUACCAAAGGCUGUUAUGCAUUUCCUAGUCAACUACGUGAAAGAUAAUUUACAAAGCGAGCUUGUCACACAUUUGUACAAAUCGGAUCAGGCUGAGGCCUUGUUGAUUGAGAGCGAACACAUUGCUGUUAGGCGCAAAGAAACAGCGGACAUGCUUAAGGCAUUGACUCAAGCGGGUCACAUCAUUAGUGAAAUUAGAGAGACGCAUAUGUGGUAAUCAAAGCCUAAGCCUUUACAUCGCCAGAUUCUAGUUGAAUUUAGGUAUUUCAUCUCUUAGUUUUAAUGAACUGAGUUGAAGGAUGUACUUUACUAAUGUAUAUGAUGAAUCAAUGUACAUAAUUCUUAUCUUUCUCACGCAAGUAAGGUAUACGUAUUGCUAUUGGAGACGCAAUGGUCCUAAUACAUUACGUUACCCAGUUUUACAGUGUGAGCAUGCAAGGGGCAUAAUAUCGUAUAUAAAACGCGUGUUCAUGCAACCGUAUCAUUUGAUUCACGUGAUGUAAUUUGAGCUCGAUCUUUUACUCUCGGCGUUCUAUAGAAUAUAGGCGUUCUAUAUAUGUGUAUGCUGAUCUAUUGUACGAAAAUCAAUUCUUAAAUAAUUUGUUUUGUAUUAUUUUACCACCGGGAAUUAUAUGUUUCUGAAGUACUUAGUUUAAUCUGCAUUGUCUCGCGUUACAGCGUGUCUCGCGUUACAGCGACUGUUAACAAGAAUGCAAUCAAAGAUCAUUGUUCCAUGUAUUUUCUAGUUUAGCAGUUUGCAUACAAUUUUUUUCUAGAAUAGAAAACUAGAAGUGUCUAUUCUUAGUGAAUUGCGUUUUUCACAAUGCUGUAGAAUAAAUAUUGAAAUAAGUGUUUCACUACUGUAAGCAAUUGUUAUAAACCGAUUAUUACACGGAAAUAGAGCCAAGAGAAUUGUAACAUUGGA
Solenopsis invicta (red fire ant) is the source of this 3320-nucleotide messenger RNA. RefSeq names its product dynamin-1-like protein (gene Drp1). Gene Ontology annotation, molecular function: GTP binding; microtubule binding; GTPase activity. Gene Ontology annotation, cellular component: cytoplasm; mitochondrion; membrane. The record is from RefSeq and is a predicted model, not a curated record. NCBI's taxonomy places the organism in Eukaryota, Metazoa, Arthropoda, Insecta, Hymenoptera, Formicidae. The transcript has 9 exons. Bases 360 to 2612 code for a protein of 750 amino acids. Gene Ontology annotation, biological process: mitochondrial fission.